AUGGCCGAUCCAGAAUUAGCAUCAAAGCUGGCCAGACGUUUGGAAAACAUCAAUAGCUUUGAUGAAGAAGAUGCACAACCACACAAAGAACCGCCACCAGCUCCAGUUCUCCCAGAAAAGGUGGUUGCAAAUCCGUAUGUUGCCUCCGAUGAUUCGGUGUCAAUUGAUGACCUCAUCGCAAAGACUUUAGAGCGAAAUGAACACGAAUCACAUAGUGAAGAGAAUAACAAUAACGGAGCACACCGAGGCCGUUCCGGUGUGCGGAUGUUCGCAUUCGCGCGCGCACGCGCCACUGAUGUUUUCGUUGCUGUUUUGCGCACUUGCUUUUGUAAACACUAUCUACGAACUGUAUUGUCGCGAGAAGAGUCAAGAGUCGUCGUUUUCAUUCGGGAAUAA
This is a messenger RNA of Strongylus vulgaris, 396 nucleotides long. Lineage: Eukaryota; Metazoa; Nematoda; Chromadorea; Rhabditida; Strongylidae. The record is from the annotation of a GenBank genome assembly.